GAAACGCCAUUCCUAAGUGAAUGAACAAGAAGAAUAUUCCAUUUCUUUCGCAGAGGUACAAAAAAAGUUUUUACAAAAUGUCGUUCCUCUCUCUGGUUUUCGUUGUUGGUAUUUUGUCAGUUGUUGGUGCAGAUGAGGACGUUUAUCCUGAUACAUGGAUUCACAUUGAUGUAAAACCAAUAAUUGAUAAUGAUCGACUUUUCAAAAAAUAUACGGAAUGCAUUAUUGCAGAUGAAAACAAAGGAUGUCCGAAGGAGGCGUUACAAUUAAAACGUCUUUUGCCGGAAAUUUUGGAAACUGAUUGCGCCAAAUGUACUCCAGCUCAUAUCGAAAAAGCAAGAGAAGCAGCGACUCAUGUUUGUAACACACGAAAAUCUGAGUUCAUUGCAAUCAAUAGAAAAAUUGACCCCACCGGUGAAAUUCGUAAGCGUUUUGAAUCCAAGUUUGGAGGAGUUCCUGAAUGUGAUGCUCUACGUGUAUAAGUUGAAAAAAUAAAAUUGUCUUUACAAUUAUUUUAAAAAUAAUUAUGUACAUUGAUUUUGAUGAUUUCUUCGACCACAAUUGCUGUUAAAUUAAAAUAAAGUAACAAAGUUUUAAUUUA
Molecule: messenger RNA, 601 nt
Organism: Belonocnema kinseyi
Lineage: Eukaryota; Metazoa; Arthropoda; Insecta; Hymenoptera; Cynipidae
Product: ejaculatory bulb-specific protein 3-like
Exons: 2
Coding region: 21-482 (153 amino acids)
Source: RefSeq, a predicted model, not a curated record